Messenger RNA from Carassius gibelio (silver crucian carp), 4613 nucleotides. RefSeq names its product SLX4 structure-specific endonuclease subunit homolog (S. cerevisiae) (gene slx4). Gene Ontology annotation, cellular component: Slx1-Slx4 complex. Gene Ontology annotation, biological process: resolution of meiotic recombination intermediates; meiotic DNA double-strand break processing; interstrand cross-link repair. NCBI's taxonomy places the organism in Eukaryota, Metazoa, Chordata, Actinopteri, Cypriniformes, Cyprinidae. Gene Ontology annotation, molecular function: enzyme binding. The record is from RefSeq and is a predicted model, not a curated record.
CGUAACAUCAGAUUUUUGAACGAGUAGCCGCCGCUGCUUUACAUUUGAUCAAGAAAACAGAUGUUUUGUGACAUAAAAUCAUCUGUUUUACAUACAUAGAAUGAAGUGCGUAUUGCUAACGCUCUGUAUUCUAGUUGUUAUGGAAUAAAUCGUUAUACAAGUACGUUAAAACCGAUAUAAGUGACGUUCGAAUGAAAUGUAAACAAAGGUAACGUUCAAUAUCAUGUAUUUCGUGAGUGUCUAAAAAAUGCAUUUGAACAGAUAAGCUUGUUGUUCCGUGCAUGUUAUCCACAAUAUUAAAUUACAAACGACGUUUAAUGGUCCUUAAAUAUGGAUCCGUGUAAGAACUGACACUUGUGACAGAUCCUGUGUGAGAUUGUCUCAUCAUGGACGACUCGGACCAGGACUUCACCGACCUCUGCUCUCGUCUGCUCAAAAGAGUGAGGAAGAGAGGAGCAUCUGGAGAUGAGAAGAGACCAGCAACCAAGGAUGAGGAGCAGGAGCCGUCCUCCCCCUCUUCUAGAAGAAAACCCCCUAAGAGGAGGAGGAAGAAGACUGAUAUGAAGCGUAAGCUCAAUGGCAGGACUCAGCCCGCACCUGAAGUGUCUGGCUAAGGGAGAGUCAAAGAUGCAGUGAUCCAGAGGAUGCAGCGGUUUGAGAGAGCCAGUCCAGAGAGACUCCUGCAUGCAGAGACUGAUGGGAACCAUCUCCCCACUGCGGGGAUCCAGCGCACAGGUGGUAAAAACAGAUGUAAAGCCCAAUUAUUAUUAUUAAAGAAGUCAAUGGCUACCGUCAGCUGUUUGGUUACCAGCAUCUUUCAAAAUGUCUUCAGAAGAAAGAAAUUGUUAUCGGUUUGGAAUGAGAGUGAGAGAGAAAAGGUCCAGUCUCUUGAAGUAACUCCAGUCAAGAAAUUUCCAGUUGAGGCCGAUUCAGUCCAGGAAAAGCUUUCGGAUCCGAGCCAGACUAGCCGUCCUCUCACCCCCUGUUUGGGUACACCAGGCUCCCAGCCUCUGCAGGACCUGAUGGUGCUGGCUGAGGAAGGCAUGACCCUCACCCAGUAUAGAUUCACGUUCGCAGGGGACAAGUCAGUUAAAGACAAUGCUGUGGAUAAACUUCCCUCAAGAGGUUUUAUUCCAGAGACAAAAGACAAGACGCCGCCCAAGGAAACCUCAGUGUUCGUUACAAAGCUAGCAUCAGAUCUGAGCAGCAUGGUGAACAACCCUCAGCUCAGUGAUGUGCAGUUACAGGUGGACAGCAGGGACGUUUUCUUCAUUUCAUGCCCACUGCUGGCCAAUAUGGUUCAUGACUCAGGUUUUGGGGUUCAGGAGGAGGGUAUGCCUGUCUCUCAGAGGGUGUUGUUGGGUAAUGUGCUUGGGGAGGCAGUACUGGCCCUCCUGCAGUAUCUUUACACAGCCCAUCGUCCUCUGACACACACACUGCUACCCCACAUACAGGAGCUCGCCGAAAGGUUUGGUUUAGCUGAGCUGCAGCAGUGUGAGGAAUAUUCUGGAGGUGUUGGGGAAGACCCAAGAGAGGAAUCUGAAGGCAUGUUUCCAGCACCGGAGCCUCAUCUUGGGGACCAAGAAGAUCAGAACUUGGCAGAAAACAACUUUUUGGAGCUCCUCCAAUCAAUGUGGCAGCACAGGGACAGCGAAGAAGAGGAUGCUUUCAAAGAGACUGGCGGAGAGGAAGGAGACAUGGCAGAGGAGCGAGAGAAAGAAGAUGAAGAAAAAGAGGACCGUGAGAUCUAUGAGUUUGCAGCGACACAAAGGAAGAUAGAGACGAUGCUGGAGGCUACGACCAAGACCGAAGAAUAGGAGGGAGAUGCAAAUACAUCCCUCAGAAAUGAGAAGAAAUAUGAGACUAAAGACAGGAAUGAGACCGAAUCCCUCUCAGAGAAAUCUGCCAACAGUUGUCAUAGUAACAAACAGGGCGUGGACGGGAUGGAGGCUGCCAUGGUAACAAGUCCACCAGAAGAAACCAUUAAAAACCCCAAUUCUGAGACUGAGAGAGUUUGUUUGAUUUCAGAAUUAGAUGAACUCGAAACCUGUGUGAAACAAAAAGGUGAUGGUGAUGGUGAUGCUUCCAAGCAGGUGUCAACUGAUACAGAAGCCAGAUCUGGCCCAUCAGAGCACUGUAGCCCUGGGAUUGCGAAUGAAAGUGUGUUUGAUGGCUCUGCUGAGGUUUCCUGGCUGAUUCCAGCCACUCCGGUACCAUCCACACGCUGUAGCUCUUCCCAGACCUGCAUCAGCAUGCGCCAAACCCAACUCUUCCCCAACUCAUCGUCCUCUUCUACCUCUUCCUCUGCCUCGGGUGGUUUGAAACCUGCUAGCUUUGAUUCUUCAAGCAGCUGCUGCUUAAAAGAGAAGCCAGUAUCCUUGCCUGAAUUGCCCAAAUCUCAUCUGAAUCCCUUUAAAGAACGUCAUAGCACUGAUACAAAUAGCUCUCCAGGUUUUCAGAGACCACUUCACCAUUUCAGACUCCCUCGGGUUCCUUCUACAUAUGUUUCUGAUGGCUCCCACAUUGGCAGGAUCAUGGGACAACGAACCCAGGGUGUCUCCAAGCCCUCAAGUAGCACUCCUCUCCAUUCAGACUCUUCCUUAAAACAUCAGAUCCCGUUUGACUCCCCUGUGGUUGAUGACUGUGAGGUUUGGCUCAGGGAUAGUAGAGCUAAUGCUAGAUCAUUCGGCAGUCAGGGAAAAGUUGUCUUAGUGUCUCUACAACGGAGUUAUUCUUCCCCUAGUAAGACACCUGAGAAGAAGCAGAGUAGCUCUCUUGAGCAGGGAUGCUCCAGUCCGUCCCCGAACUCUCAAAGCUACAGUCAUCCAGAAAGAUGCAAGAAGAGGGAGAACGAUGGGGUAGAGCGAAUGGAAUUGGGAGAGAAUCCAAAUCAAAGUGAUGAAGAAUUGGUGGAUGUUGCGGGAAACUCUUUAAGUGACAUGGAUGAGCCUGGAAGAAAAGCGGGAGAUGAAAAUCCGAAUCAAAGUGUUGACAAAUUGGUGGAUAUUGCAGGAAACUCAUUCAAUGAUAUGGAUGGGUCUGGAAAAAGAGUGGGAGAAGAGAAUCCAGAUCAAAGUGUUGACGAAGUGGUGGAUAUUGCAGGAAACUCAUUUUGUGGCAUGGACGAGCCUCCUAUAGUGUUUGAUGACUCCUGGGGUUUGGAUGGGGGAGGUGGAAGCCAGAAACCCUGCUUUAGUCUACGGCUUGACAGCAGCGAAGAUAUAGUCAGUCCACCAGGUCUCGAGGGUAAAGGACCAAUGCCCACGUCUCAUCUUGAUUCUGGAGCUUGUACCAAAACUCCUGAUCCAAGUCCGGGUCCAUUUAAUCACAGCCUACCUGACCCUGACAUGUGGGAUGACUGGGAAGUAGAGGAGGUGGCUUCCCUUCCUCUUUCUCAGAGGUUGAAAGCUCCCUCUGCCAAGAGAGUUGCCGAACUAAAGACUCCAGUUGCUUGCAGAAAGAGGAAUAAAGGGCCGCUGGUGCCCUUUUCUCCCAUGCCAGGCUUUUCCGAUAUGGACACACCAGAACUAAAAAACACACUCAACAAGUUUGGCGUGCGUCCACUGCCCAAGAAGCAGAUGGUUCUGAAGCUGAAAGAGAUCCAUCAAUACACCCACCAGCUGCAGAGCUCAGAGUCAGAGGAGGAGACCUCCGGACCCCAACGCCCCCCGAAUGCCUCCAACUCCCAGUCUGCUCCGCUCUCCUUUAAGCAGCCUAUAGCGCCCCCUGCUGAUGAGCUUUUAUCAGCCUCUCAAGACUCGAAUACAUCCUCCACUGCGGAGUCUGACAGAUACAGCUCUUACACGACUAGAUACAUAAUUAAUACUACAAGGAAACGUAGUUCAAUGUAUUUCUUCUUCUCAGAUCAAACCCAGAGCUGUGUGUGUCUGAAGACGAUGACUCGGAAAGCGAGGGCAUCACGGCUGUUGUGCGUGAGAAGGACAAACUCCUGGCAGUUAAUCAGUUCAUCCUAUCCAACCCCAAGCUGUACGCACGAGUGCUGCAGUACCAGCCUCUCUCCCUGGCGGAGCUGCAGUCCAGCUUGAAAGCAGCGGGCAUCAGCAUCACUUUUUUUGCAAAGAUCUGCCGAGAAAAACAGACAUCUCACAUUCUAACAAAAAGAGAAAAACAGAAGAAAAAUCUCCGAUCAUCUUCUGUGUGCAUGAGAGAGAGUCCGGGUCUGGCUGGGCAAACAGUUCCACAGGAAGUGUGCAAAUCUCUGGCAUGAUCACCUGAGCUCAUCAGGAGAGUCGAGCUGCACUGGACCGCUCAGCCACAUCUCAUGCCCCAUCAUGCACCUGUCAGGACAGGUUGGCAAUGUUGGCCAGGAAACGUUGGGCCCACCACUCCUCGAGAUCAAUAGGCACAAAAUCUGGAAAAAAGAGACUGGGUGAGUUCUCUUAGAUCUUACCAUAUUUGAAUUUAACAACAGCACACAAAAUAUGUGGAUUUUUUUCCCUCUUUUGUAGCGUGGAAGCAGCUUUUCUUCACAACAGAUCCUUUUGUGCUCCAGAAACACAUUAAAACAGGUUAAGAAUGGCAUGAGGGCGAGUAAACGACAAUUUUUAUUUUUACUUGGAAUAUUUGAAUUUGUGUAUCCUAAAGACAGAGGA